This is a messenger RNA of Solea senegalensis (Senegalese sole), 690 nucleotides long. RefSeq names its product charged multivesicular body protein 3-like. The transcript has a single exon. Bases 31 to 690 code for a protein of 219 amino acids. Gene Ontology annotation, biological process: endosome transport via multivesicular body sorting pathway; late endosome to vacuole transport; protein transport. Lineage: Eukaryota; Metazoa; Chordata; Actinopteri; Pleuronectiformes; Soleidae. The record is from RefSeq and is a predicted model, not a curated record. Gene Ontology annotation, cellular component: ESCRT III complex; multivesicular body.
GUCUGGAUUACAUUUAACUCAGUAGUCAAAAUGAAACUGUUUGGCAGACCACCAGAAAGACCACCCACAGAACUGAUCAAUAUUUGGUCUCAGAAAAUCAGGAAGGAAAUGAGAGGGAUUGACAAAGAGAUUCGACACGUUCAGAGGGAACAAGAAAGAGUUACACGAUCCAUUAAAGAUGCGGCUAAAAAGGGUCAAAAGGAUGCGUGUGUGAUCCUUGCCAAGGGGGUGAUUCAGUCAAAGCGAGCUAUUCAAAAACUCCAUGCUUCCAAAGCACACAUGAACUCUGUGAUACUCAGUAUGAAGAAUCAGCUGAGUGUGCAGCGUAUAGCUGGGGCCGUACAGCAGAGCACAGAGGUCAUGGAAGCCAUGCAGCUCCUCGUGAAAGUCCCCAAGAUCCAGGCCACCAUGAGGGAGCUAUCGAAGGAGAUGAUGAAGGCCGGUAUGAUUGAGGACAUACUGCAAGACUCAUUUGAGAGAAUGGAAGACGAAGAGGACAUGGAGGAAGCAGCAGAUGAGGAAGUUGAAAACAUCCUCUUCCAGGUCACAGCAGGUGCACUCGGAACGGCUCCAAACAAAGUCACUGAUUCGCUGCCCAGUGUGGAGCCAGGUGGAGCCUCCACAGCCUUAGAUGAUGAAACUGAAAACAUUGAAGCGAUGCAUUCGAGACUGGCAGCUCUGAGGAGCUAA